Messenger RNA from Pneumocystis carinii B80, 833 nucleotides. RefSeq lists its product as hypothetical. NCBI's taxonomy places the organism in Eukaryota, Fungi, Ascomycota, Pneumocystomycetes, Pneumocystales, Pneumocystaceae. The transcript is spliced from 5 exons. The record is from RefSeq and is a predicted model, not a curated record. Bases 47 to 787 code for a protein of 246 amino acids.
CAGACUAAUGUUAAGAAACUUAGUUAAAGCAGAAAAUAUAUGAAGAAUGAGUUAUAAUGCGGCUAUUGCAGCAGUUCUUGGUACUAUAGGAACAAUUUUAUGGUGUAUUCAAUUAAUCCCCCAGAUUAUUGUGAAUUAUGUUAGACAUAGUACUCAAGGGCUUCAGCCUCUUAUGUUAUUAUUAUGGUCGAUUGGAGCAGUUAUUAUGGGUAUUUAUAAUAUAUCACGUAAUCUGAAUAUUCCAUUACAACUUCAACCACAAUUGUUUUUGCUUUUAUGUUUUAUAACAUGGGGACAAUGUCUUUAUUAUGAAAAAAAAUGGUCGAUUUAUAAAUGUAUUACAGUAUUUUCAUCAGGUGGAUGUAUUUCAGGAUUUAUUGAAGCAGGAUUUGUUUUUUUAGCACGAUUAUUUAUACGACGAAAUAUUGAAUGGCCUAUUAUUACUAUAGGGGUAAUAUCAUCUAUUUUUAUAUGUAUUGGACUUUUUCCUCCGUAUUAUGAUAUAUAUAUUCAUAAAUGUGUUCGUGGGAUUUCAUUUAUUUUUCUUUUAAUAGAUAUGGGAGGUGCAUUAUUUUCUUUCUUAUCUUUGUUAUUUGAACCAAAAUUUGAUAUUCUCGCGGCUAUAUCAUAUUCUUCUGUUUUCUUUCUUGAAAUAGGUAUUAUUAUGUUUGAUUAUUAUUUUAAGUUAUUAGAAUGGAAUAAGAAAAGAAAAUUAAACAAAAAAGAGAAAGAAGAAGUAUCAGAGAAAACAAUGGAUAUAAUAGAUGUAAAUAUAGAAACAUCAUGAAAUUUAGGAAAUUUUCAUAAAAAUACAUUGAUAUUGUUUAAUAAAA